CAUGGCGGAUGAUUGUGGCUGUACUGGUAUUCGGACGUGUUUACAGUGCGAAGAAAACAAGAAAUCCAAGAAUAUAUUCAAAGACGAGCAGAGCAAGAAGACAAUGAAAAAGUAUGAAUUUUGUAUUCUUUGUGGAGAAACGUUCCUUGUUGAUCGAGAAUGUCUGCAUCGCAAAGAUGUUGGUAAUGUGAAGAUCAAACUAGAAGGUAUUACUGUGAUUCAAGACUUUAUAAAUGAAAUCGAAGAAGAGACGAUUGUGGCAGAUAUUGAAAAAACGGUUUGGAAGCCAUCACAGUCUGGAAGGCGAAAGCAGGACUUUGGACCUCAGGUGAAUUUUAAGAAAAGGAAACUAAAGCUGGUUAACUUUACAGGACUACCACAAUUCAGUAAAGUUUUGGUGGAACGGAUGUGGAGCUCAGUUCCACAUUUGUCUGAUUUCCAACCAGUGGAACUUUGUAAUUUAGAGUAUACACCAAACAGAGGUUCUUCUAUUGAUCCACAUUUUGAUGACUUUUGGGUGUGGGGAGAGCGUUUAGUCACACUGAACCUUCUCUCAGACAGCUCACUAACAUUUUCAGUCAGUGGAGAUACCGAUAAUAUUGAAGUUUCUGUUCCAAUGCCUAGGAGGUCUUUGAUCAUUGUUCAAGGACCAGCUCGCUAUGAAUGGAAGCAUGCAAUAAAAAGACAGGAUAUUCUUUCCAGAAGAAUUGCUGUAACAUUGCGAGAACUUGCACAAGAUUUUUGUGAGGGUGGCAAAAGCUACACUGUUGGACAUGAAUUAAUCAGGACUGCUCUGUCAUUUAAGGGGGAAUCAGUUCAAGUCAGUAUUAAAAAGGAUCGUGAAGGCUAAAGCCAUUAUUGUGGUGC
Stylophora pistillata is the source of this 867-nucleotide messenger RNA. Its product is annotated as alpha-ketoglutarate-dependent dioxygenase alkB homolog 4. Gene Ontology annotation, molecular function: oxidoreductase activity; demethylase activity. Lineage: Eukaryota; Metazoa; Cnidaria; Anthozoa; Scleractinia; Pocilloporidae. Gene Ontology annotation, biological process: demethylation. The record is from RefSeq and is a predicted model, not a curated record.